Eimeria tenella is the source of this 4785-nucleotide messenger RNA. Its product is annotated as DEAD/DEAH box helicase, putative. Bases 1 to 4785 code for a protein of 1594 amino acids. Gene Ontology annotation, biological process: double-strand break repair via homologous recombination. The transcript is spliced from 12 exons. Gene Ontology annotation, molecular function: four-way junction helicase activity; 3'-5' DNA helicase activity; ATP binding. NCBI's taxonomy places the organism in Eukaryota, Apicomplexa, Conoidasida, Eucoccidiorida, Eimeriidae. Gene Ontology annotation, cellular component: chromosome; cytoplasm. The record is from RefSeq and is a predicted model, not a curated record.
AUGGUAAGGCAACAUCGACCCACACGGGCACCAAACCCACCUGCAGCAGAACCAGCAGCAGCAACAGCAGGAGCAGCAGCAGCUGGCCCGUGUUCUGUAGUGAGCAGCAGCGGAAACCGCGCAGAUGUUUCUGGGUCGCCUGCAUUCCGGCUUCAGCGGCUGCUACUGCCUCACCAGCAGCAGCUCAUCUCAACAGCAGCAAGUGGCAAGGCGCCUUUGAACCCACAAAGAAACCAAAAUGCUGCUGCUGCAACUGCUUGUGCUGCUGCUGCUUCUGCGGACAAGCCCUUAUACUGCAGCAGCAGCAGCGAUGACGAGAUUGAAGAGUGCACGCAGAGGCAGCGCAGGAGUAGCGGCUGCUGCUCCGCAGCAGCAGCAGGUGGAACAGCAGCUGCAGCAGCAGCUGCAGCAGUAGCAACAGCGACAGCAGCGACGCCUUCUACAGCUGCGACGCCUAGAGAGCUCAGCCCGCAGCAGCAGCAGCAGCAGCAGCAGCAAAAGCGCUCACCGGAUUGUGUAGAUGCCCCAAAGGGCGGAGCAGAUAACAAACGAAUUCGCCUGGCUGCUGCUGCUGCCGCUUGCAGCAGUAGCACUGACAGCAGCCAAGAGGCCUGCAGCAGCAACACUUUGCCUUGCAACGACUUGCAGGGGUCAUCUCGCUGCAGCAACAGCACUUCCCAAGCCUGCUGCAGCAGCAGCAGCAAUAACGAAGACGCCGGAGCCCUACAAACAGCGGCGGCAGCUGCUGUGAAUCAGCUUUCCAGAUUGCUACUGCUGCUGCUGCAGGGCAGCAGGAACAAGGUAAGGCGAAACGAUCAAGCAAACUCCGCAAGUGCAGCAGCAGUAUCAGCAGCAGCAGCAGCUGCUGCUGCUGCAGCACGGGCCGACCCUUCUGUGGGGGAGGCCUUGAAGGCUGCGCUGGGAUCUGUAAAAGAUCUGCUGCCUUUGCUACGUCCCCCUCCAGCACCGGAUACAGCCUUGUUUCUUGAGCUGCAGCACGAGGAAAAGCGGCUGCAGAAACGUGAGCAGGAUAAGCAGCAGCAAGAGCAGCAGCAGGUGCAUCAGCAGCAGAAAACAGAACACCUUUUUUCGGAGGAGGAAACAACCAAUACCUCUGCAAAACUCGGCGACGAAUCCCAUUGGAUCAUCAGCAGCCCUAGUGACCAAACAGACGAGGAAACAGCAGCAGCAGCAGCAGCAGCAGGAGCAGGACGGGCAGCAGCAGCAAUGCGAGACGCAGCUGCCGACGGCGUCACGUCUGAAGACUCAGCAGCAGAUGGCGCAGCAGCAGCAGACAUUACAGAUGAUGAUGACGCAGAUGAAGACUCGACUUUGAUCGGAGAGAGUUGGCCUUCAUCCGCUGCUGCUGCUGCUGCUGCUGCUGCGAACGACAAGCUCUGCAGCAGCAGCAGCAGCGGCCCCCCCAGCAGCCGCCUUUGGCGGCGGCGCCGCAGCAGCAGCAGCAGUUACUGCGAGGCACUGUUCAGCUCAGACGACGAGUCCGUCGCUUCAAAUGGGCAGCAGAGGCAGCAGCAGCGACAGCAGUGGCCGCGACAGCGGCAGCAGAAGCAGCAGCAGAAGCAGCAGUCCUCCCAAAUGAGUUCGGCAUCUUCCGUUUCCCAGCACAGCAGCAUGAGUAGCAUCAGCAGCAGCAGCAGCAGCAGCGUGCUGGGCGGCGCCCGCAGCCUUAGCAGCAGCAGCAGCAGCAGCAGCAGCCAGUUGGGCAUAUCGUCUGACUGCAACACUGCCUCAGGUGCUGCUUACUGCGCGUUCGUCUCCUGGUGGAGCGCAGGAGGUGCUGCUGCUUUUCCUGCUGCUUCGCUGAAGGCGCUGCAGCAGCAGCACCAAAUGUCUCUGUCUUCGUUCUUCUCCACGGACACGCCUUUGGCCCGGCAGGCUCUCCAGCUAAAUAGGCAGAUAUUUAAGCACGACUCCCUGAGGGGACUGCAACUUCCCGCCAUUUCCGCCGUCUGCAGCGGCAAAGACACUUUUGUCGUGAUGCCGACGGGUGGAGGCAAGAGCUUGUGCUACCAGUUGGCCGCGCUGCUGCUGGGUGGCGUCUGUGUAGUCGUGUCUCCGCUGCUGGCGCUGAUGGAAGACCAGCAGCGGCACAUGCAGCAAAAGGGUCUUUUUGUGGAAAGGCUGGAUGCCUCUUUGUCUAAGCCUGAGGUGCGUCGGGUAUACGCAGACCUCCGCAGCAAAAGCCCCAAGACUCAAGUGCUGCUGAUAACUGCCGAGAGGCUCUCGCGUUCUAAGCGGCUGGCCGAGGCCAUGGCGGCUCUCCACAGCCGCCGCCUUCUCCGCCUGUUUGUGGUUGACGAGGCUCACUUGGUGUCUCAAUGGGGCGAGGACUUCCGUGAGGAGUAUUUGUCGGUAUCCUUUUUGAAGACAAAGUAUAGAGGCGUGCCCAUAAUGGCUCUCACUGCGUCGGCCUCCCCUGAGCUGGAGCGCCGCGUGCUGUCUUUGCUGCGCAUUUCCGUUUGCUGCUCAUUUCGCAUGAGUUGCGACCGCCCGAAUUUGUUCCUGGAGGUCCACCGCAAGACGAAGGAAACUGUGGCUUUUAUUGCUGCAGCAGUUUCCUCUCCGCCCCUCGCCGGCUGCUGCGGCAUUAUCUAUUGCCUUUCCACAAAAGACUGCGAGGCUCUCGCAGCCAAACUCAGCCAGAGGGGAGUCCGCGCGGUGCCUUACCACGCUAAGAUGACGCACAGCAAAAGAGCUAAGGUUUCUGCUCAGUGGGGUACCGGGGCUGCGUUGGUUGUUUGCUGCACGGUGGCUUUUGGCCUCGGCGUGGAUCGAGCUGACGUUCGUUUCGUCUUCCACCACUCAAUGCCGCCCUCAAUAGAAAGGUACUACCAGGAAAUAGGGCGAGCAGGGCGCGACGGCCAGCCCGCCCGCUGCAUCCUAUUCUACCUACCUCACGACGCCACGCGGCUAAACAAGCUGCAUGCAGAAGGGGGGGCCCCGUCGCGGGGCCCCCGCAGAGGCCGCGGCAGGAACAGGGGCCCCCCAGCGGUGGCCGCAGCGCAGCAGCUGGCGGCGCCCUUCGUGUUGGGGCCCUCCAAAGAAGCACUCAAGGCUAAGGGGUUAGAGGAGAUGCAGCGCUACUGCGAAGAAGACACGGAGUGCCGGCGGGCCUUUUUGCUGAGGGCUCUGGGGGAGACGCAGCCUGCUGCUGCAGCUGCAGCAGCAAUUUGCAACGCCCAGUGUGACAACUGUUGGAGAAGGCAGAACAGCCGCAUCGAGGAAGUCGAUGCCGCAGAAGCAGCAAGAGUUUUGCUGCUGCUGCUGCAUGCUCACGAUGCAGCAGCAGCAGGUGACGGCCACAAGCCAAAGCCUCUCACCCGCCGCUUGCUGCGCCUAGCGUCGCGCAGUGCCAGCGCGAAGGCAGUCCUAGACAGGGGGGCUACAGACAUGAGUUGCUACGGGGCCCUGCGCGGCCUCAGCUCAGACCAAGUAGAUGUCAUUAUAUGCGAGAUGCUGCGGCGAUCUCUUCUUAAGGAGGAGUUUGUCAAGGGACGGCGGAAGUACAGCGGGACCAGUGUGCUGCUUCCCGGCCCAGCGGCCCACGACUUCCUGUGCGAAAGCCGCCCUUUUGUCCUUCGGGUUUGCGUCCCUAAAGGUGCUCCGAAGCCACUGCCAGCAGCAAAAGCAGCACCAUCUGCAGCAGCAGAAACAGCAUCAGAGGCUACAGCAACACCAUCUAUUGGGCCUAGUGCCCCAGCCCCUGCAGGUGGGACAAAAAGCAAGGCUGGAAAUGGGGAAAGGGCGCCUACACGCGCCGCUGCACCAGCAGCAGCAGCAGCAGCAGUAACAACUUCAAGCACAGCGGCACCAGGACGGCCAGCUCCUAAGUGGCAGCAAAAGCCCCAUUACUUCCCCCCCCAGCCUGUUGCUGCACCCCUUCAGUUCUUUUCUGAAACGGCGACCACGAAUUUUGUGCAGCAGCAACAGCAGCAGCAGGUACAUCCUGCUGCCGCCGCUGCUGAUAGCUGCAGAGAGGCAGCGGGUAGAGUCCAAGCAUCCUCUGCUGCCCAUCAGGGGGGCGGGGGCCUCAGCGCUAGAACCUCCGAGAGAGACAGAGGCAGACGGCGCAGUGCACGGUCAGAUGCGGCGGCAGCAGGCUUGCUGCGUGAUGCAGCAGAAAUAACUGCUGCUGCUGCUGCUGCUGCUGCUCGAGGCGUGUCUCUGGCUGGAAGAGAUUGCGCAGCAUUGCAACAAAGGAGUGGUCCUCCGAUAGCUCCUGUCCGUCCUUCCGUGUUCUACGGCUUCGAAUCAGAUGACGAAGGGACGUGGAAAGCUCCAACAUACUUUUCUGCAGCAACGCCAAGUACGACACCCGCCGCAGCAGCAGCUGCAACUGCAGUGACUGAAGCAGGUGGUGCCACAGCAACAGCGAGGGCUACAGGAGCAGCUGCAGCAGCAGCUGCAGCUCCAGCAGCAGCCGCAGCAGCAGCUGCAGCUCCAGCAGCAGCUGCAGCAGCAACUGCAGCUCCAGCAGCAACUGCAGUAGCAGCUGCAGCUCCAGCGGCAAUUGCAGCAGCGCCAAGAAGUAGCGCAGCAAGUACAGCGGCAGCCCCUGGAGCAGCAGCUGCUUCUGACCUUUCCAGCUCCAUCUCCAAACCCAUCGCGUUGUCAGGCUUGGGAUCAAUCCCCUCCUCAGCAACGAUCUCGGGGUCCCCAGGAGCCCCUGAAGCUCCGCUGGAUCCCGAGGCCCGCAGGCGGCGGCUGGCAGCUCUCAGGCGUAAUGGGGUUUGUGGUGUUCUUCCUUCAAUGUGGCUGUCCUAA